UCUAUAAGAAACCCGAAUAAGUGCAUUCGAUUUCUUUAAAUAUAUAUAAAUAUAUCUUUUACUUUUCUGAUGUCGAAUUCGUCAGAAAGCAUUUAUAACCUCAUUCCCCGUGAAGAGGUUAAAACAGAGAAACCACCGAGAUACAUGUCAAAGUUUAGGGAGCAGGUAAAUCAAGAAAAAGAGCUGAAUAGGGCCAAGAGCAAGACCAUGGGGCCGGCUAAGGUGGAUGUUCCGUCCCCUGAGAAGUACCUGCUGAAACACUCCAAGGAGCCCAGGUUGCCUGAGAGAAAACUCUUUGCCUACAAGGACAAUGGCAAGGAAAAAAAACCUCAAGUCCCCAAGAAGACGGACAAGCCCCUGAUGGGCAUUCACACGCAGAAGAACUUCAUCAAGAACAAUGCCAUGGAAACCAUCACAGCGGCACCAAAGAAACCGCAGGCGAUCAGCGUCGACACCGAGAACGGAGAUAAGCAGCUUCUGGAAUCAUCUGGCCUCGUCCCAAAAUAUGUGAAGAAAAAAGACUACGGACAGGCCCCCGAGUACUUGCAGCAGCGCAGGGACGAGGUGAGAAGGGCCCAGCAGGCGUACGAUGACUACAUCAGAGAGCGGCUGCGAGAGGGGGCCAUGAAGCAGGUGUCAGAGGAAGAGCGGCAAGCGGUCCUCCAGGGCCUGAAGAUGAACUGGGAGGAACUGCAUCGCCAGUAUCAAGGCCUGUCCGUCGUCACGGACACCGUCCUCAAGAAGCAGCGCAAGGAACGUCUGGAACGGGAGAUGAAACAGCUGGAGAAGGACAUGGAGCUGGUGGAGAAGAACAAGAUCAUAUAUGUCGCAAAGAGCUGAAGGGAGAAAGAGUUGAAGGGAGAGGACGGCACCUUCACACACCUCCCGACACAGGAAUGCUCUCACACUCUGAAAUUAAUAACCGCAAUAUACUUCCAAAUGCAUUUUUUAAUGAAGUGAAGUGUAUUUCACUUUAGACUUUACUAAAAAUUAAAUGCAGUUAGUUUUAUAUAAGUUACUUCUAACUUUUAUUGGAGCAUAUUCUCGGAGGGCAAUGUACUUUUAAAGUUGACUAGUGUGGUUAAUGUUUCCUGCACAUAUUUUCUUGUAAAAAAAAAGAGUUGUGUUAAUAUCUGAAUAGCCAUGAGGUCAUGGAAGAUGUGUGACUGUAAUUCGAUCGUUAACGGUGGAUAUCACUUAAAAUUCAAUGAGCAGUAGCUUAAUAAUUUAAACACAGUGAAGGCAUGCACGGAGUUGCCGAUAAAUACAGUAUAUGUCAGACAUCUGUGGCGCUACACUAUGAAGGUGGCUUUGGACGUAUUAUUAUCUGUCUGAUUAUUCUAUUUGUUUUGGGAUUAUUGUUCAGUAAACAGGAAAGCGCAUUCUACAUUUAAACUGCCUUUGUUUGCCACAGCCAGGGAUGAAAGUCUUGCUUUUGCUCUGGCUCCAUCUGUAUUACCAGUUGAUAAUAAAAUUUAAAGGAUGUAAGUGAAA
Molecule: messenger RNA, 1494 nt
Organism: Paramormyrops kingsleyae
Lineage: Eukaryota; Metazoa; Chordata; Actinopteri; Osteoglossiformes; Mormyridae
Gene: enkur
Product: enkurin, TRPC channel interacting protein
Cellular component (GO): axonemal microtubule; acrosomal vesicle
Molecular function (GO): calmodulin binding
Source: RefSeq, a predicted model, not a curated record